AUCCGUUCUCCAUCCACAUUGGUCGCUUGUAGAGAGAGAGAAGAAGGAAGGAAGGAAGGUCGCGCAGCGCCUGCAGCCAUGGCUUCCUCCACCAACCCCGCCUUAGACCCGGACCUCGAUCGACCCGGCAGCCCCGGCCACGAGCUCGCGCAGUUCGGGGCGGGCUGCUUCUGGGGGGUGGAGCUGGCGUUCCAGAGGGUGGUGGGCGUCGUGAAGACCGAGGUCGGGUACUCGCAGGGCCACGUGCCCGACCCGACCUACAAGCUGGUCUGCUCCGAGACGACGAACCACGUCGAGGUGGUCCGGGUCGAGUUCGACCCGGAGGUCUGCCCCUACGCCGACCUCCUCGCCCUCUUCUGGUCUCGCCACGAUCCCUCCACGCUCAAUCGCCAGGGAGGUGAUGUGGGGGCGCAGUACCGAUCGGGGAUCUACUACUACAGCGAAUCCCAGGCACGCCUCGCGCGGGAAUCCCUGGAAGCCAAGCAGUCGGAGUAUGGGGACAAGAAGAUUGUCACCGAGAUCCUCCCGGCGAAGAGGUUCUACCGGGCGGAGGAGUACCAUCAGCAGUAUCUCGAGAAGGGAGGCGGCCGAGGCCUCAAACAGUCCACCGAGAAGGGUUGCAAUGACCCCAUCAGAUGCUAUGGUUGAUUUCUUCCUGCAAUCGAUAGCGCAAUAAAAAUGUCUUAUCUACCGUCUCUGGCUUUGGCUCGGGGAUUGGGAUAAGAUGUUCCAUUGAUCUGCUAGUUGUACUUGAAUGCUCAAACUUUCUCCGUAGACGAUAUCAGUCAUGGUCUUGUUUGGUGCGGCUUUUACUUUUAGGUUUCUUCGAGUCUUUCGUUAGGAACUUACAGGAAGGCACAGCAUAUAGAACAAGCAGUUAUCAUGAUCCAACAUGAUGAAAUGGUCGAUGAUGGAAGAGCUUAUCCCAAACACUUGGUUCUGAUAGUUAAUCAUCAAUUAUAUGGCCGUUAAGUACA
Messenger RNA from Syzygium oleosum, 977 nucleotides. RefSeq names its product peptide methionine sulfoxide reductase-like. Bases 79 to 648 code for a protein of 189 amino acids. Gene Ontology annotation, molecular function: peptide-methionine (S)-S-oxide reductase activity. NCBI's taxonomy places the organism in Eukaryota, Viridiplantae, Streptophyta, Magnoliopsida, Myrtales, Myrtaceae. The transcript has 2 exons. The record is from RefSeq and is a predicted model, not a curated record.